Procambarus clarkii (red swamp crayfish) is the source of this 2920-nucleotide messenger RNA. Lineage: Eukaryota; Metazoa; Arthropoda; Malacostraca; Decapoda; Cambaridae. The record is from RefSeq and is a predicted model, not a curated record.
UUGGUCAGUCGGUAAGUAUGGUUUAGUCCAGAAUAUUGUCCGGUCUCUGGCCCAACCACUUUGGCUGGACAGUACAGAGCGACGGUCUGGCUUCCUGCAGGUCAGCGUUCAAUCCCCGACUAUCCACAAGUGGUUGGGCACCAUUCCCUUCCCUCCGUCCCAUCCCACAUCCUUAUCCUGACCCCCUUCCCAGUGCUAUAGAGUCGUAAUGGCUUGGCGCUUUCCCCUGGGGAAACUAAACUUUUCCAGGGGAGACUAAAUCACUUUCUCCCCCCCCCCUUGUCACCAGGCACCAGCUGGGGGUCGAACCUGGUUAUCUAAUUCACCUUGUCAUCACCAGAUACCAGCUGGAGCAGUACGAAGUGGGCUGCGCCGCAGACUUGUUUACCGGGAUGUGUGCGGGAUCAGCAAGUACCAGCUGGAGCAGUACGAAGUGGGCUGCGCCGCGGACUUGCUGACCGGGAUGUGUGCGGGAUCAGCAAAUGCGUGUUCGCUGAGUGCGAUGGGGCUCUUGGGCACCAGACUACACACGGACUGCGAGUGCAAGAGUGAGGCCGGAGUGCAGGAGAUGAACCAGUGUCUCGCCUGGAGGAGGCUGUUGUGGGGCAACCCUUGUGUAGUGGAGGCGCAGCUGAGCUACCACUUGAAGGUCGAGGAGGACGUGGUGGUGGAGGCUCAGCCUUCUACCUCUCCAGAUGAGGCCUGGAGGGAGAGUGGAGUGCAUGAGUCAGAUGAAUGGGUGACGCAACGGGUGGCCCCCCUACCUGACCGGGGGGCAUAUGACACCGAGGACGAUUUCGAUUCGACAUCAGCCGUCGAACUGAUAGACUUCGACGGGACGCUGGUCCAAGCGCGGCAGGAAGCCAGUACCCCAAGGACCCCCUCUUCCACUCUCCAGUCCACCACAACCACCACAACCACAACCACCACCACAACCAGCACUACAACCACCUCGCUAACCACAAGACUCCCUGAGAGGUACUGUGAGCUGAAGAGGCGGUGGGAGGCCAGACCUCGUAUUAUUGAAGAGCACGAGAGUAUUAGGUUGUACACAGACGGUGAGAAGGAUUGCUCUGAGCUGUGCUUCUGUGAGCGGCAUCUCGAGGCCAAGUGUGAGGUGUUGGAGUGUGUUGAGAACCUGCCCUGUGAGACGGACUACGCUGUUUACAACCACAAGGCCCCAGCCUACCAGGCCUAUCGCGGAGAGUGUAUGUGCUACUCCGGAGACUUUAUCUGCAUGAGACCCCGAGUAGAAGAGUACCAGCUGCCGACGGGACUGUUCCUGCUGGUAGGGUUCAGUAGGACGGAGGAAGACCUUCUGCGGGCGGUAACCCGGGGCGGCGCUGUCGACGCCCUGAUCCCACUCCAGAGGAUCGUCAGUACGAUCUCCUCCGACAUGGGCGAGGAGUGCCGUCUGGAGCUCUACCAACACACAACGGAUAAUUUAGUGCUCCAAGUCCGCCAUUACCAAAUUUCUUCGGGCGUUGGGAACCAUAACUACACCCUAUACAUGUUCCAGGAGGAGAGGACCCGCUGCGAGAAGCCGGUCCAGCUAGUGGCUCAGAUGAUCAACAGACGCGACCCCAAGAUCCACCACGACGUUCGACUCUCACUCUACGUCCUGGCCGAAGUCGUCGACACGGUUCCGAACCCAAAACAGCCGGGAUCAGGCAGGCCCUCGCCCCUGGCCGCGGGCGUGUGGGCAUGUUGGUGGGCGUGGGCCGUGGCUCUAGCCGUGCUGGGGCUUCAAGGAAGCUCCGACAUGGUCUUGGAAACCUUGCACGCUGUCUUCGGCUUCUGGAGUCGAAGUUGAGACGAGGUCUUGGAAACCUUGCAUGCUGCCUUCGGCAUCUGGAGUCGAAGUUGAGUCGAAGUAUUCGAAACCUUGCAUGCUGUCUUCGGCUUCUGGAGUCGAAGUCUCGUUCAGAACGAGAGCAGUGAUUCCAUCGGAGAAAGAAAGAAUUAGUUCGAGACCUCAAAGGCGUUUAACCUUUGACUUUGAAUCAUGCUGUAAAUAUAUUGGGGGUCUAUUCAAGGUGGUCUGUUUAAACCAGCAUGCAAUGAUGAACCGUUUUAUAAUGCUCCGUUGCAGUAUAUGCUGCAUGCUGACCUCGUGUUGAUGGACCUUAGAAAACAAUGUCGUGAAGUGCAAAAACGCGCCAUUUUCAGAAGGUUUAAAACGAGUGUCGUAACAGAAUUUAAAAAGGUGUUCUCCCUACAAGCUAAUGUUGACAUUUUAUCCCAUCAAUGUCACUGGACCUUUUAACACAUGACCUUGGUGACCCCCCAGGGUCACUUAGGGUGACCUAGGGUGACCCAGGGUCACUUAGGGUGACCUAGGGUGACCCAGGGUCACUUAGGGUGACGUAGGGUGACCCAGGGUCACUUAGGGUGACCUAGGGUGAUCCAGGGUCACUUAGGAUGACCUAGGGUGACCCAGGGUCACUUAGGGUGACCCAGGGUCACUUAGGGUGACCCAGGGUCACUUAAGGUGACCCAGGGUCACUUAGGGUGAUCUAGGGUGACCCAGGAGUCUCCUAGGGUGACCCAGGAGUCUCCUAGGGUGACCCAGGGUCUUCUAAGGUGACCCAGGGUGAUCUAGGGUGACCCAGGAGUCUCCUAUGGUGACCCAGGGGGUCUCCUAGGGUGUCCCUGGGUCUCCUAGGGUGACCCAGGAGUCUCCUAGGGUGACCCAGGGACUCCUAGGGUGACCCAGGAGUCUCCUAGGGUGACCCAGGGUCUCCUAGGGUGACCCAGGGUCUCCUAGGGUGACCCAGGAGUCACCUUGGGUGACCCAGGGUCUCCCAGGAUGACUCAGGAGUCUCCUUGGGUGACCCAGGGUCUCCUAGGGUGACCCUGUGUCUCCUAGGGUGACCCAGGAGUCUUCUAGGGUGACCCUGAAUUAUUUGCCAUGCUUGUU